Molecule: messenger RNA, 1071 nt
Organism: Carassius carassius (crucian carp)
Lineage: Eukaryota; Metazoa; Chordata; Actinopteri; Cypriniformes; Cyprinidae
Gene: atp6v1d
Product: ATPase H+ transporting V1 subunit D
Exons: 9
Coding region: 191-937 (248 amino acids)
Cellular component (GO): proton-transporting V-type ATPase complex
Molecular function (GO): proton-transporting ATPase activity, rotational mechanism
Source: RefSeq, a predicted model, not a curated record
AGAAGACAUCACAUGACCUUCAGUCAGCUGAUCAAAUCUUACGUCUUGUAUCCAGAAGUCAUAGUGAUGAUAUUAUAAUAUUUUACUCGUGAUAUUAAAUAAACUGGUACUAUAUUAACACUCUCUAUUUGAUGAUUUCAUUAGCAAAGCGUCUCGGUUGUUUGAUACAGUGUUUAAAUAAAGAAGAAAGAUGUCAGGAAAAGAUCGGAUCGACAUAUUUCCCUCGAGAAUGGCUCAGACCAUUAUGAAAGCUCGACUGAAAGGAGCUCAAACUGGCCGGAGUUUGCUGAAGAAGAAAGCUGAUGCUCUGUCCAUGCGAUUUCGGCAGAUUCUUAGGAAAAUCAUUGAGACUAAGAUGCUGAUGGGAGAGCUGAUGAGAGAAGCUGCCUUUUCAUUAGCUGAGGCCAAAUUUGCUGCUGGUGACUUCAGUACUACAGUCAUUCAGAACGUGAACAAGGCCCAGGUGAAGGUCAGGGCAAAAAAGGACAACGUUGCAGGAGUUACUCUUCCGGUGUUCGAGCAUUAUCAGGAGGGAGGAGACAGUUAUGAGCUCACUGGUUUGGCUAGAGGAGGAGAGCAGCUGUCUCGGCUCAAGAGGAACUACGCCAAAGCAGUCGAGCUUCUCGUAGAGCUGGCCUCACUGCAGACCUCUUUUGUGACGCUGGAUGUGGCCAUUAAGGUCACAAACCGCCGUGUGAAUGCCAUAGAGCACGUGAUUAUUCCCAGGAUCGAGCGCACGCUGACGUACAUCAUUACUGAGCUGGAUGAACGAGAGCGAGAGGAGUUCUACAGGCUGAAGAAGAUCCAGGAGAAGAAGAAGCAGCUUCGUGAGAGGACGGAGAAGGAGAACGCCCUGCGUUUGGCAGCGCUGGGGCCGAUCGCCGAGCCCAUGAACAUCCUGAACGAAGAGGCCGACGAGGACCUGCUGUUUGAUUGAGACCCCAACAUCUGUGCAUCAUAUUUAUUCUUUGUGCCUGAAAGCCCGAACUUUACAUGAAAAGUGGAAGUUCUUGUUUUGUGUGUAUGUUGGUGCCAUGUCACUUCUUUUGUUUAUAGUACAUCAGACGGUGC